This is a messenger RNA of Durio zibethinus, 1967 nucleotides long. Lineage: Eukaryota; Viridiplantae; Streptophyta; Magnoliopsida; Malvales; Malvaceae. The record is from RefSeq and is a predicted model, not a curated record.
UCCACAUUCGCAAAUUCGCUACCCCACUAUAUUAUCCGUUCCAUUGUAAACCACUAGAUUUUCCCAAGCUUUUAAAAAUAAUAAUAAAAAAAAGCUCUCCCAAAUUAUUAAACCAUAAAAAGGAUAGGAGAUUAGGAGUAGCAAACAAUUAUUUUCCUUUGUUUUUUCUACUAAGUACUCGUUAUUUUAGUUUAUUUUUCUUAUUUUUUUCACUUAAGCAAAAAUUCAAACAGUUUCGGGUCUUUCCUCAAUGGCUCUCCUUCAGCUAAUCCCUAACCGUUCUUCUUCCUUACUCACUCACCAACCUUCGAUAAAUCACAACGCUGUCAAUCCCUCUCUUUUAGACCCUAAUUUCAAGUCCUUUUCGAAGUCAUCAUCGCUCUCUCAAUCGCGCCGAUUCAACGGCCUCAGCUUACUCCGGUGCUCGGCUUCCUCUUUCCGCGAGAAACACCACACCAAUCCUCCUAAACCUGACGACGUCGUAGAGCUCCCUGUAUUUCCUCUCCCUUUAGUUCACUUCCCCGGCGCUGUCCUCCCUCUCCAGAUCUUCGAGUUCCGUUACCGCAUUAUGAUGCACACACUCCUCCACACCGACCUUCGCUUCGGAGUUAUUUACUCCGACGCCGUCUCCGGCACUGCAGACGUUGGCUGCGUCGGCGAAAUCGUCAAACACGAACGUCUCGUCGACGACCGCUUCUUCCUCAUAUGUAAAGGCCAGGAACGGUUCCGUAUCACCAACAUCGUCCGCACGAAACCAUAUCUCGUUGCAGAAGUCAACUGGCUCGAAGACCGACCAUCUGGCGACGAAGAUUUGGAAGGGUUAGCUAAUGAAGUGGAGAGUUACAUGAAAGACGUGAUUCGGUUAUCAAAUCGGCUUAAUGGCAAACCGGAAAAGGAAGCGCAGGAUUUGAGGAGAAACCUGUUUCCAACGCCGUUUUCGUUCUUUGUUGGGAGUACUUUCGAAGGGGCUCCGAGAGAGCAACAAGCUUUACUGGAGUUGGAAGAUACGGCAGCCAGGUUAAAAAGAGAGAAGGAAACUUUAAGAAACACUCUUAAUUACUUGUCCGCCGCAUCGGCUGUGAAAGAUGUGUUUCCCUCUUCAUGACGAGGGAUUUGAGUAAAGUUAAGCAAACUUUGUUGAGUAUUUGAUGAACAUAUAGAUGUUUGAUACGUAAUUUGUUAUACACCAAGCUGUAAAUUUUUUAUAUGGAAUCACUGCUUGUUUUGACUACUAGUUGUUAGAAUCCUGAAUCAAUUAUUGAUGUUGACAUGGUUAAUUUCCACAAAAGCUAGUCUUUUGGAGAUGUUUUCUACUUUAUGUUGGUGCAACUUUGAUUUGAUUCUUAACUUAGAGUGGAUUGGUGGUUGAUGUGGUUUGGUUUCCUUGAAGUGGGUACUGUUAUUGAAGAGAAAUGAAAACUAGCUCUGUUUUCAAGCUGUUGAUUUUGUUCUUCAUAGCCUAGUUAGCGUGUUCUUAGUUGAUCCAUUGCAGCGUUACGUAUGAUAAGAAAGCUAUUCUCGUCGAUGAACAAAGGAGAAUUCUCGUAUUCGGCUCCAUUUAUUAUCCCAGAAGCACCCCUGAGAUGGCUGUCUUUCUUUUUAGUUUCCCCCUGAAUACAUAAAAAGAACUUAAUUUUUGGUCGUUUUUAUGGUGUAGAUGUGGGAGGAUCUUAUAAAGAAGGCUAAAGAUGGAGGCUUGGAUGUCAACGACGCCUAUGUCUUUUGGAAUGGUCACGAACCUAUAAGAUUGCACACUGAAUUUUGUUGGCUGCUUUCUAAGUCAUACUAAGUCAUAUGAUACAAUCACAGGGUCAGCCUUUGGGACUAGGGAAAACUGGGAUUCACGUUUACAGGACAAGUGAUCUACGAGCUGGAACAAAUCACAUUGCCGAUGGAUUACCGGAAUUCUAGGUGUUUUCUUGCAUGGCCUUGACCAAGGAAAGACUUGACAUGGCAGAAAUGGUCAA